AUGCGUGUGAAAAAAAAAAUCUUGGGGGGGGGACCCCGUAGGACCCCAGCAAACUGCGCCAAGUGGUCACCUGCGCUACGGGACGAGGUCAACGCCAUCGACAAUGCCUCCGCCGACGAUCUACCAACAGUCGCAUGUCUUGCGGUCGGUGCGGCUGUAGUUAUCCACAAGAGCCCCCAAUUCGUCUUGCUGGGUGUGUGCAACAACUCCGACGGCGUCAUCGACAGCAUAGAGCUCGACCAGCGUGAAGAGUAUCACGUGCAUAGCAACCCGGGGCACUCUGUUGUAUACCUGCGUUACACCCCCGUCAGGCUCGACGGUUUGCCGCGCGGGGUCGUCGCCUUUGCUCCGGUGGAGAAACCCUUCUCGGUCGUCGGCGUCGGCAAGAGAAAGUUUACCAUCCAACGGCGACAACUGCUGCCUACCGCCGGAUCCGUUUACGUAGCUCUAUCCCGAGUCGCGUGUCUUGAAGACCUGUACCUCCUGUUCCCGGCAACGUUGGAGGACCCCAACAAACCACGAAACAAGGAUGUCGUCGCCCUCACCGACUAUCUCCAGCGGCUCGAAAAAGCGACCCUUGCAGAUUUCCUCCAAGACCCCACACGCUUCACGCCGGCCUCAGCCUCACUGGCUCAUCUUCCCGACGUAGGACCACGGCCGAUGGCCAAGCAACAGCAGGUGAAAGGGGCUAACCGCCAUGGACAUGGAGCCACUCGCAGGACGGCAUAUUAA
Molecule: messenger RNA, 732 nt
Organism: Ectocarpus sp. CCAP 1310/34
Lineage: Eukaryota; Phaeophyceae; Ectocarpales; Ectocarpaceae
Source: the annotation of a GenBank genome assembly